Saccostrea cuccullata (small rock oyster) is the source of this 1553-nucleotide messenger RNA. RefSeq names its product androgen-induced gene 1 protein-like. NCBI's taxonomy places the organism in Eukaryota, Metazoa, Mollusca, Bivalvia, Ostreida, Ostreidae. Gene Ontology annotation, cellular component: membrane; endomembrane system. The transcript has 6 exons. Bases 91 to 810 code for a protein of 239 amino acids. The record is from RefSeq and is a predicted model, not a curated record.
CAAGUUCUACACGAGGUAACUAUAUCCAAUGUUCUAUAUACCCACACAGGCAUGUUACAACAGGGAUUUUCACGGAAGUGGAUCUAAGCAAUGGAGAAUAUCUUGAUCGUCUCGGUUUAUCACACAGUAUUGUUUAUCGCCCAUUCAGCGGCUUAUAUCUAUGAUUGUAAAUACAUCGUCACCAAUGAGGAAGAGAAUGUGUUCACCUAUAAAGGGUACGGGGGGAAAUUCAAAUACCUGACCAACUGGAACUUCAUAAUCCAGACAGUAUAUUUUGGGCUGUGUGUAGCCAAUGAUUUCUGCGGAACAAAUGUCCGACCCUCUGGGAAAGGUCAGCGAAGCCGCCUACAAAGAUGGAGGGACAACUUCUUGGCGACCAUUGUGUUUCCUGUGGGAAUGUUUGUUGUUUUAACCUUCUGGGGAAUAUAUGCCAUAGACAGAGAAUUGGUGUAUCCCAAAGAACUGGAUAAAAUCAUUCCAUCAUGGCUCAAUCACAUUAUGCACACCACCAUUCUGCCUUUCCUGUUGAUAGACAAGUUCCUAGUUUACCAUCAGUAUCCAAGCAGAAAGGCUGGCUUCAUCACUCUUCUGUCUCUAGCAUUAACUUAUCUUGCCUGGAUCCUAUGGGUGGCAUUCUAUGCCAAUAUCUGGGUUUAUCCCAUCCUGAAGGUUCUAUCACCUCACCAGAAGGCUGUGUUCAUUAUGGCCCUGCUAGUCUUUUUUGUAUUUCUCUAUCUCCUUGGAGAAUUUAUCAACAAAACUCUCUGGGAUAAAGAGAGGAAACAUGUAAAGAAAGUGAAAUCCAGUUGAUGACAAAGCAAUGUAGAUGUUUAUUUUUAGAAACCAUGUGAUCUGUAUCAAUUUACAUAGUGUUGUUGUCAUUGAAGCUCACCAGGGAAAAAGGACAUAGAUAAUUUGUGUUUAAUUUAGUCAUGGUCAACUUAUGCUUAAAAUCAACCCCAGAGCAUCUUGCCUUUUGUUUUUUCUGAAAAAAAAGAAAUUAUGGCUAAAAGUCACAGAUUGCUACAUAUCAAGUCAUGCUUAUCAUUCAAAAUCUUUGUUGGACACACAAGUUGUGUAUUUGUAUUAAUUAUGAAAUUUUGAAUUCAGUACUGAAAUUAUAGCAGUGUGUUAAAAUGAAUGUGAGCCUGACUAAAUUCAGAAUGGAUCAUUGUACGUUAGUUCAACACCAGUGAUUUUAUAGAAUUUAUAUAUGUUGUAUAUUUUUGUACGAUUUACUGUAUUUAUUACAUUCUUAAUAUUUGAAGAUUGAAUGUACAUCAAAGAUGUGAAAUAUAACUUUACAUAUUAUUUUUUUAAAACAAAAUUUCAUUUUUAUAUUGAAUGGAAUCUUUUUUUCUUCAAGCAUGUAUGCAGUUAAAAUCGGGUAAACAUUAACUUUGUCUAAUACUGUGACAGCAAAAUACCACAGUUUCAGAAUAGAAAAUUUUUAUGCAGAGUUAUGAGCAAAUGAAAUUGUUAAUUUAUGAAGCCUGUCUUUUGUAUGACUUUUUUGUACAUUUUUAAAAAUCAGAAUAAAUUAAGUAAAUCAA